CGCCCGUAGGUAAUAGUGUCGAGUGCCGAUCGACGAGAACCCCGAGCUGGGCAAAGGGGCUGCUGGCGGCGGCGCAGUCUCUAAGCGGUAUGAGUUUGGCUGGGGGCCGGGCCCCACGGAAAACCGCUGGAAACCGGCUUUCUGGGCUACUGGAAGCAGAGGAGGAAGAUGAGUUCUACCAGACAACUUACGGGGGUUUCACCGAGGAGUCGGGAGAUGAUGAGUAUCAAGGAGACCAGUCUGACACGGAGGAUGAGGUAGACUCUGACUUUGACAUUGAUGAAGGAGAUGAACCAUCCAGUGAUGGAGAAGCCGAAGAGCCAAGAAGGAAGCGCAGAGUGGUCACCAAAGCCUAUAAGGAGCCUCUAAAGAGCUUGAGGCCUCGCAAGGUCAGCACCCCAGCAAGCAGCUCCCAGAAGGCCAGAGAGGAGAAGGCACUGUUGCCAUUGGAGCUGCAGGACGAUGGCUCUGACAGCCGCAAGUCCAUGCGUCAGUCUACAGCAGAGCACACACGACAAACGUUCCUUCGGGUUCAAGAGAGGCAAGGACAGUCCCGAAGGCGGAAGGGUCCGCACUGUGAGCGACCACUAACCCAGGAAGAGCUGCUCAGGGAGGCCAAGAUCACUGAAGAGCUCAAUUUACGUUCUCUAGAGACCUAUGAAAGGCUGGAGGCUGACAAAAAGAAGCAGGUUCAUAAGAAGCGCAAGUGCCCUGGGCCAAUAAUCACCUACCACUCAGUGACGGUGCCCCUUGUUGGGGAGCCUGGUCCCAAGGAGGAGAAUGUGGACGUGGAGGGCCUUGAUCCUGCUCCUACAGCCCCUGCGCUGACGCCACAUGCUGGGACUGGAGCCGCCGCCCCUCCUGCUCACUGCUCACGCACCUUCAUCACGUUCAGUGAUGAUGCAACAUUUGAAGAGUGGUUCCCCCAGGGUCGACCCCCAAAGGUCCCUGUUCGGGAGGUCUGCCCAGUGACCCACCGUCCAGCUUUGUACCGGGACCCUGUUACAGACAUACCCUAUGCCACUGCUAGAGCCUUCAAGAUCAUCCGUGAGGCAUACAAGAAGUACAUUACCGCCCACGGACUUCCACCCACUGCCUCAGCGCUGGGCCCCGGGCCCCCACCUCCCGAGCCACUCCCUGGCUCUGGGCCCCGAGCCUUGCGUCAGAAGAUCGUCAUCAAAUAGAGAUACCUGACCCCUAGACCUCUCUCUCCUGGCUCUCCAGCCCACCCCCCUCCGAUCGCUGUUCUUGCUGACCUUUGCCAUUCUCUUUCCUCAGUUCCUCCCUAGUUCAUUCUGUUUGCUUGUGCUAUUUGUUUUUUUAAUCUAAUAAAAUGAUAAAAUCCU
Molecule: messenger RNA, 1346 nt
Organism: Mastomys coucha (southern multimammate mouse)
Lineage: Eukaryota; Metazoa; Chordata; Mammalia; Rodentia; Muridae
Gene: Vps72
Product: vacuolar protein sorting 72 homolog
Exons: 6
Coding region: 90-1184 (364 amino acids)
Biological process (GO): regulation of DNA-templated transcription; chromatin remodeling
Cellular component (GO): nucleus
Molecular function (GO): ATP-dependent H2AZ histone chaperone activity
Source: RefSeq, a predicted model, not a curated record